ACUGUUCUUUUUUUUCUGAUAGUGGAUAGACCAAUGAACAUGUUUCAAUGGUGGAAAUUCAACAUAUUUUUAUAAAGGUUUGUCAAUGUUGAAAAUGGAUUACCAUGACAACAUAAUCCUGUGCUUGAAAUGUUACCCUUGAUGACUUUUUGCAACUCCAAUGUAUUGUCCACGUAGAUGCCCUUUAAUAAGGUUUGUUAUUAACUGCAACGAGUUAGGAAUUAUGCAAACCAAGGGACCAUUCUGUUCAUGCAGUCUUCCAUUGUAAAUAAGAGCGUACAAGUUCCUAGUCCUCUUUACAACCACACAUAUCCAACACCACAAAUAGUCAGAGCAGGCAGUCAGGGUGAAUCCGUCCAUAGGUCCCACACCCUGUAUGCCUUUUGAACAGUGGUUAUUGCUUUCCAGUGGAAACUACACAAACAUCAGAAUAAGGCAACAGGACAGAUAAAGGCUGCUGUUGUCCUUUUAAGUCCACUUGGAGCAGGCACCACAAACAGGUCAGAAAUAACCAAGCCAGCCUGCUGCAUCCUAAACACUCCAAUCUGCUUGCCUCAUCAGGUGCCAAUAUAGACACUAAAGAAAAGGAGCAUAAACACAUUUUGCAGGAACACUUCAUCAUUUUCUUCCCCGGCCUAAUUCACUAAUCAGACAUUUUUGGGGUUUUGUUUAACUAGGCAAGUCAGCUAAGAACAAAUUCUUAUUUACAAUGACAGCCUAGAAACAGUGGGUUAACUGCCUUGUUUAGGGGCAGAAGAACAGAUUUUUACCUUGUCAGCUCAGGGAUUUGAUCUAGCAACCUUUUAGUUACUGGCCCAAUAUUCUAACCAAUAGGCUACCUGCUGCCUGGAGACUAAGCUAUAUUCCUGCAUCCUUAUUGAACCUUCCUGCCUGGCUGUUUCUUCUCUUGGAAAGUUCAACGACCUCUGAUUUACUCUGGGGAGAGAUGCAGCUUACGGUCUCCUCUUUUCCAUUCUCCUCUAACAGUCAGACACUACUCCCCUGCACCUGUCCCUUGGAUCUCAAUGUUAAACCCAAUCCCUUCCGUUGGUGCUCGGCAGUCAUUUGUAAAAAUGUGUAAAAUUGCCUAUUUUUCUUCCCUUGUUAGUAUAUUUGUCUUUGUGUCUGGAGGCAGUUGUCCCUCCCAGAAGGCAGGCAGCCAUCGCCAGGCCAAGGAAAGACCAGGCAGGCACACAGGGCUGCCAAGCAGGAAGCAUACCACACAGGGUGCAAUCAACAGCUCUGAAAGGACAUGAGACACAUUACAGAGGAAACGUCCAGUUUCCUGUUUGCUUGUCUGGUUUAGGGUCAAGGCUCGAGACUGCAGGUUUUUGGCUGUAUUGGGGUUUUAGAGAUUUAGAGGAGAGUGUGGUGUGUGUGUGUCUCUCUGAGUCUGUCUUAGUGUGUUCUCUCAACUACCCGCAUGCUCAGGAAGAGCUCAGCAGUUCAGACCCUCAGGAGAAGAUGUAAGCUGCUGCUGGGGUACCCAGAAACAUGUCUUCAGCAGAGAUCUACUGGCCUGUUCCAAUGAGGGCCAUCGGGGCCCAGAACCUGCUCACCAUGCCAGGAGGCGUAUGCCACUCUGGGUACCUCCACAAGAAGGGAGGGAGCCAGUUCAGCCUUAUGAAGUGGCCUCUUCGCUAUAUAAUCAUCCACAGGGGAUGUGUGUAUUAUUUCAAGAGCAGUACCAGUCCUGCACCACAAGGAGCUUUCUCUCUCAAUGGCUACAACAGGGUGAUGAGGGCAGCAGAAGAGACCACCUCCAACAACGUGUUUCCCUUCAAAAUCGUCCACUUCAGCAGUAAGAAGCACCGGACCUAUUGCUUCUCAGCAGCCAACGAGGAAGAGAGAAGGAAAUGGAUGCGUAACCUGCGAAAAGAAAUUGAUCACUAUAAUGACAGAAUGGAUUCACAUAUUCCAAAUGACUCUGAAAGUGAUACGGACAGCUUCUAUGGAUCGAUCGAGAGCCCCAUGGACAUAACCUAUGCCCGUGAUGACCCAGGAGACAAUUAUAUGUUAGAGGAUGAAGAAGAUGAUGAGGACGAAGAUGACUAUGAAAAACCAGAUAGCCCACCAACUUAUACAGGAAGACUAACUGUUCCACCACCAUCAUACCAUCCUCCUCCACUCCCAUGCCAGUUUAGACAAGAAUCAAAAUCAGGAUUCUGCAAAGGUCUCCCCCAACCUGCCCCUGCCCCUGUCCCUGUCCCCAACAGGACUCUCUCCAGCCCCCUUCCAAAGAAAAUGUCCCCGGUCUUACCUCGACCGAAGCUGGGUGAGGUCGGCCACAACCAACAUGGACACAUGGACAUCCCAAACAAGGACAGCCCAGAGAGAAGUGUGAGGGGCCCUAAGACCCCUCUUCCCACUCCCAUUGCCAGCCUUCAGAAGCAGAUGAUGAUGGCGAAGACGUCCAUCUCCACCCUACCUGUGGGGGACCACAGAGACAAGAAGCCCCAUGUUCCAGUGACCCUCAAGUCUCCCGCCACCCUGCCCAUCUGCAUCAACCUGGAAAGGCAAAUGGGACUGAAUCCUAGACCACCUGGUUACCAUGGCAACACACCCAGUCACAUCCCAAGUGUUCGAAACUACUGCCACAGCACUAGGUCAACACCAGAUCUCCCACCACAGGCCUCGCCAGCACUGAACCACACGCCUGGACAGUACAAGCCACCCCUCCUAGCGAAAUCUCCAUGUCCGGCAACCAUGCCUAAACAACCAAGAGGGUCAGCACAAAGAUCCUCUCCAGAUGGACAUAGCUUCCGAACCUCAGUGGACGAGGUGCCUGCCUCUUUAAGAAAGAACAGGGGUCCAUCCAAGGACAUCGACGAUGACUCUGAUGAAGACUAUGAGAAUGUUCAAUUACCAGAUUCUGUGUUUGUGGACAUAACAGAAACAAGCAGUGUUGAAAAGUUAUUUAUGGAAAGCUCCAGUUCACCGCAGGAUGGUCUCUACUGCUUCAGGAACUCAGGAUCAAAGACAUCCAAGGUGCUGGUGGUGUGGGAUGUGGAUCUGUGCAAGGCCAGAAACUACAGGCUCUUUGAGGAGGACUCCCGGGUGUUCCUGGAGUUUGAGAUGACAUUUUCCUCCCUGUCGGCCCUAGUGGAGCACUACUAUAGCCACCCUCUACCCAAUCACGACUCUCUGUGUCUGCAGCAGCCAUAUGGUUACAUCAUGCCCAGAUGACCCUGUCCUGACUCUACCUGAGGCCAUUGCCUCAUCCGCUCAAACGGACUCUCUCCUUUUGGGUAUCUAAUACGGUUCUGCAACUGUCAUGAACUACAGUCGAAACCUGCUGUGGUAGAAACAAAAUGACACUGCCCCCUGUAGGGCAAGUCAGAUUGGUGCAUAUCUGUAACCAAGCCUGAGUAUUUGUUGGAGUGAUUCUGAUGAGUGUCAUGGCAUGGGAUCUAGCCCGAAACAACGCUUGGGCAGAGGUGCAACGAGUGCACAUGGUUGCAGUUGUGAAGAAAAUAUGGUAUCUGUGAGGAGGACAAUGAGCUCUAUAUACCGAACAAAGUUGUAUUAUGUGAGGACUACUGCAGGACUAGUACUCUAAAGGUCUGUCAUUACACUGGAUAGCACUGUUGUAGUGUUGUUCAGAAUACAAGCAAAUGUGAAGAUUUGUGGGUUCACUGCACAUUAAUGUCGGAAUAUUUAACACUGGUUUUGCAUUGAGGACCAAUGAUGUGUAAAUCACUUAUUUAUUCCAUAAAGUUUAUGAAAUGUAUCAUAUUAUCUUCAGAAAAAAAGUUUAAACGCUUAGAUAAUGAUGACAGUAUGCUAUCAAACUGUCCACACAUCCUAUUGCACUGUACAGAACUGUCCAUUUGUGAUAUGUCAAUUAAAUGCAUUGUAAAAAAAAAUUG
This is a messenger RNA of Oncorhynchus mykiss (rainbow trout), 3869 nucleotides long. RefSeq names its product SH3 domain-binding protein 2. Lineage: Eukaryota; Metazoa; Chordata; Actinopteri; Salmoniformes; Salmonidae. Gene Ontology annotation, molecular function: SH3 domain binding. The record is from RefSeq and is a predicted model, not a curated record. Gene Ontology annotation, biological process: signal transduction.